Molecule: messenger RNA, 2711 nt
Organism: Pygocentrus nattereri (red-bellied piranha)
Lineage: Eukaryota; Metazoa; Chordata; Actinopteri; Characiformes; Serrasalmidae
Gene: myoc
Product: myocilin
Exons: 4
Coding region: 380-1795 (471 amino acids)
Biological process (GO): signal transduction; osteoblast differentiation
Cellular component (GO): Golgi apparatus
Source: RefSeq, a predicted model, not a curated record
GGCUCAGAGAAACUGCCUCCUGACCUGAGAGCACACUGAACUGGGAUCCAAGCAGGCAUCAAUCACCAGAAAACCCAGACUCUGCACCGACCUGACACCUGCUUAUGGACACUCAACUGGGAAAAGCAAGGGCAAGACAGAACCAGUGAGAGAGAUAAAGGAGACUAAGUAGACGAAGGGUCACUGGCAAGAAGUCAGUCUUUCAUUAGUCUGUCUCCCAUUUCGUCUGGGAGGGGUAGAGGAAGGAACAGAUUAGUGACGGUGCUGCACUGGACAAGAUCAGAAAGGAGACACGGUGAAGAAAACAGUGUGCACCCUUGUGUAACAGACGCAAAGAAAAAUAAGAAAACCUCUUUUAAUACCUGUAGUCUUGUUCAGUAUGUGGUCCCUGGCCAUAGUUUGGAUCUCCAGCCUGCUUGUGAGCACCCAGGCUCAAGGCACUGCCAGCGUGUGGAGAGGGAAUGACCGCAGUGGCCGCUGCCAGUACAGCUUCACUGUGGCCAGCCCAACAGAGGCCAGCUGCCCAUCUGUGGGAUCUGGACCAGAGAUGGAAGCCCUGAAAUCUCGACUGGAGCUGCUGGAGGUGAUGGUAGCCCGUCUGGCUGGGGGAGAGGCACCGAGGGCUGCGGCUGGGACAGGGCUCCAGGAAGCUUACACCCAGGCCAUAGGGGAGAAGGCUCAGCUGCAGAGGGAGAAGGACAGACUGGCCCAGCAGGUAGAUGAGCUCCAGCAGAGAGUGGCUGAGCUUCAGAAGGAGGCAGAGAAGCUGAGGAGCAGACCCUGCCAACAGCUGCCUCCUCCAACUGUGCCGCAGCACGACAGUAGUCUCCGGCCUGGAGCUGGCACUGCCCUCUCACAUCUGGUGUCCAGACCAGGCAGGACACAAGGAGACACAAGCAGCCUGAGAGAUCCAUCUUGGCAGUAUGGUAGUCCAGGAUAUCAGGAGCUGAAGGCUGAAGUGGCUGAGGUUCCUGCCCCAAGGCCAGAGGACACUGAAGAUUACACAGGCUGCGGUGAGCUUCUGUUCGUGGGAGAGCCAGUAACCCACCGCAAGGCUGAUACCAUUGCUGGUAAGUAUGGCGUGUGGAUGCAGGAUCCAGAGCCUGUGGCACCGUAUGGCCCAGGCAUGGUGUGGCGAAUUGACACCAUAGGCUCUGAGGUCCGACAGCUCUUCGGCUACGAAGACAUGGAGCAGCUGUCCCGAGGUUUCCCCACCAAAGUUCUGCUCUUGCCCGAGGCUGUGGAGAGCACAGGGGCCACAAUGUACCGUGGAUCACUUUACUACCAGCGGCGCCGCAGUCGCACCCUUAUACGUUACGACCUGGCCUCAGAGAGUGUGGCUGCCCGCAGAGACCUGCCCCACGCUGGCUUCCAUGGACAGUUCCCCUACUCCUGGGGCGGCUACACAGACAUCGACUUCGCCGUAGAUGAGGAGGGGCUGUGGGUCAUCUACAGUACCAACAAAGCCAAGGGUGCCAUUGUGAUCUCCCAGCUGGACCCCCACAGUCUAGAGGUGAAGAGGAGCUGGGAGACCAACAUUCGCAAGACCACCGUGGCCAAUGCCUUCAUGAUCUGUGGGAGGCUGUACACAGUGGCCAGCUACACCUCACCCAACACCACUGUCAACUACAGCUUCAACACAGCCACCAGCCAGAGUAAAGCCAUCUCCGUGCCAUUCAAGAACCGGCACCGCUACAACAGCAUGAUAGACUACAACCCUAUACAGAGGAAGCUCUUCGCCUGGGACAACUACCACAUUGUGUCAUACGACGUGCGACUGGGCAAGCAACAGUGAAGCAUUUUACAGGGAGGGUGGUUAUAAAGUCAUUAUAGAAGGGACUCACAGAUCAUAGACUGCCCCCCGCCAAAAAAGUGUCAUAUUGGCUUUGUGAUUGUUCCUAAACCUACAGUUUAAAACUACAGUUUAAUGAUAUACGAAUUCCAUAGCAUUUCCACUGAAACUUGUAAACACAAUACAUAUCAGUGCCAGCAAGAUCAGACAGUUGCUUUCCCCAUUUAUCACAAAUGUAAACUCAAGAAUGCAAUAAGAGUAGGUGAAACCCUAGGCACACUUUACUCCUUACAGCUUAAAUAAUCAGGCUUUGAGAAGCAGAUGCCAGAUUUCUACUUCGGUUUCUUUCAUUACUAAGCCAAAAGUGUACCUAUAGAAAUAUAGGCAACCAGUCUUAUGAAGCUGCUUUGGUCUCCCCUAGUCAGAGGCCACUCAUAGCUUUCUGAUCAACUUCUGUUGAAUUUCUACUUUUAAAUCAACUAUAAAUAUUCCAUUAUGGACAAUUUGCCUAUUUGUUUAACAUUGUUCAUGUGGCGUCACUGCCAAAAGGCUUUUUUUCCUUUUUAAGCAAGAUUUUAUGUAUUCUUUUUCAUUGCAGUGGCAUGGCCCACUUAAUGUGUUAAUAGAGAUUAUUUUUCUACCUUUGCUUAUCUGCUAUAUGUGUGUUUUUGUGUAUAGCACUGAAAGUGUCAAUCAGGGGGGCAUCCAGCAUACAUUUUCCAAAAUAAAUAAAUAAAUAAAAAAAACAAAAACUCACACACACUUUAAUUCUCCCCUCUCAGAUAAAUCUCCCACCUUUUUAGAACCUGUCAAUACUCUGCUCGGCUAAUACAGCACUGUACUGGUAUGGUUAUAUAUAGAAAAAUUCUGUUCAAAUUUAAAUUCAUUAACACUAAAUAAAGAUUACACUGAACAAUGU